AUGUCAGGACUCUCUUACCUCCACGCUAUUCUCCACCACGCACACAUGAAGUUUCUGACUCUCGCAAUCUCAAUACUACCUAUUGUAAGCGCAUUUGAGUGGGGAUUCCACCAACAAGCUCCACCCCAGCAACAGGUGUUCGAUUACCAGGAUAAGCAGCUAAACGCCAAUUGCGACAGAUAUCUGUGUCCAGAGACUUUUGCAUGUGCCAACUCCCCCAUUGAGUGUCCAUGUCCAUUCCCAAAUUCGCAAACCAAAUGCAUCCUGCCAGAUAAAUCAAAUUUUGUGUGUAUACCGAAGCUCACUCUUGAGGAGAUCAAAGGCGCUGAGAAAGGUGUAGAAGUGAGAGACUGCAAAUGGGUUGAAAAGGCAUGGAAAGGCCAGGCUUAA
This is a messenger RNA of Kuraishia capsulata CBS 1993, 390 nucleotides long. RefSeq lists its product as uncharacterized. The transcript is spliced from 2 exons. The coding region runs from base 1 to 390 and encodes 129 amino acids. Lineage: Eukaryota; Fungi; Ascomycota; Pichiomycetes; Pichiales; Pichiaceae. The record is from RefSeq and is a predicted model, not a curated record.